Saccostrea cuccullata (small rock oyster) is the source of this 1005-nucleotide messenger RNA. RefSeq lists its product as uncharacterized. The coding region runs from base 1 to 1005 and encodes 334 amino acids. Lineage: Eukaryota; Metazoa; Mollusca; Bivalvia; Ostreida; Ostreidae. The record is from RefSeq and is a predicted model, not a curated record. The transcript is spliced from 6 exons.
AUGGUGAAACCAAAGUACAGACGCCAUGGGUUCGUCUCAAAAAAGCAGAAGGAGAGAUAUGAUAAAGUAUCUGCAGGGCAAUUGACUCGAUGGAUUAGGGGAGCUAUCCUUACAGACCACAAUUACUCCGCCAGUGCAACCCCUGUCAGCGUUGAUCACGAUCACGAAUUGCCAAAUUUGAAUAUACUGGAAAGAGAGGAGGUGGUGGAUGGGGAAGAAGUGACUACAUCUGAGGAUUGGAAGGAGGGGAGGAGAGUAGUAGAACUUGGAGUGUUAGCUGAGGGCUUGCGGGGAUGUUGUAAAUGUGGCUUACCAUUACAACUUUCACACACUAUUUCUGUGUUGACAUAUGGUUUAGCUUCUUUGUUAAAGGUCUGUUGCAGCAAUACAAAGUGUAAUCAUAUUAACCAUGUAAAAACGGGGAAAAAACAUGGAAGAGUGUGGGAUGUAAAUACAAAGCUAUCAGCAGCAAUUGUACAUGUUGGUAUUGGUGCAACACAAGUCAACAGUCUCCUUUCUGAGCUGAAUAUACCACCUGUAAGCCAUGCCAUGCUGGACAAAAGACAGAAAGAGAUAGGCAGAGCUGUUGAAGAUAUUGCUGCAGAGUCUAUGUCUGAUGCUUUGCAGAAGGAACUGGAAAUGAUGAAUGAAGAGAUGAACGAAAAUGGACUAGUUGUUGCUGUAGAUGCUGGAUGGCAAAAACGGGGUAGCGGAAAGACAUAUGAUAGUUUAUCAGGUCAUUGUUCCAUGGUUGGUCCUCUCUCCGACAAAGUAUUGUCAUACUCUCUGAGGUCUAAGAAUUGCAGAGUAUGCAGUGUAGCUGAAUCAACCAACAAGAAUCCAGCAGCCCAUGAGUGCUCAAAGAAUUGGGAGGGUAGUUCAAAGGCCAUGGAGGCAGAUAUGGUUAUUGAGAUGGUCCAAGAUCUACAGAAAAGUAAAGGAAUAACCAUUGAUGGAAUCAUUGGAGAUGAGGACUCUACCACUAUUGCAAGACUGAAAGCUUAA